Messenger RNA from Fonsecaea erecta, 1812 nucleotides. Its product is annotated as exodeoxyribonuclease III. The record is from RefSeq and is a predicted model, not a curated record. NCBI's taxonomy places the organism in Eukaryota, Fungi, Ascomycota, Eurotiomycetes, Chaetothyriales, Herpotrichiellaceae. Bases 1 to 1812 code for a protein of 603 amino acids. Gene Ontology annotation, biological process: base-excision repair. Gene Ontology annotation, cellular component: nucleus. The transcript is spliced from 2 exons. Gene Ontology annotation, molecular function: DNA-(apurinic or apyrimidinic site) endonuclease activity; zinc ion binding; DNA binding.
AUGGGGAUUCGCAUCACCACGUGGAAUGUCAAUGGCAUACGAAAUCCGUUCGGAUACCAGCCAUGGAGAGACAAGAGGACGUUUGAGGGCAUGUUUGAUAUUCUCGAGGCCGACAUGGUCAUCUUCCAGGAAACAAAAAUCCAAAGGAAAGAUCUCCGCGACGACAUGGUGUUGGUGCCCGGCUGGGACAACUACUGGAGUCUGCCCAAGCACAAGAAAGGAUACUCUGGCGUGGUCAUUUACACGCGCAACGCGACCUGCGCCCCCAUAAAAGCCGAAGAAGGCAUCACCGGCAUCCUGACCCCUCCGAACAGCUCUACCAGUUUUCGAGACCUGCCCGACGAGGAUCAGAUCGGCGGAUAUCCCAAUGCUGAACAAUUGUCCGAAGCAGACUACGACCCCGCCACUCUCGAUUCCGAGGGACGAUGUGUCAUCCUCGAAUUUCCUGCCUUUGUCCUCAUCGGCACAUACUGUCCGGCCGAGCGAGAUGAGACACGAACACACUAUCGCACGAGCUACCUUCGCGUGCUCGACGCUAGAAUACGGAACCUGGUGAAAAUGGGCAAGAGAGUGGUCUGGGCAGGGGAUUUCAACAUAUCCAGGGAAGAGAUUGACACUGCAGCAGCACAGGAGAACAUGCGCAAGAAUGGGGUUGAUCCAGUCCAGUGGAUUUCCACGCCAGCACGGAGGAUGUUCAACCAGCUGCUCGUGGGUGGCAAAGUCCAUGGGGACAGGGACGAGGGUAGAGAAAGACCCAUCAUGUGGGAUCUCUGCCGGGCGUUUCAUGAAGGUCGCAAAGGCAUGUACACCUGUUGGGAGACCAAAGUCAAUGCGCGACCGGGAAACUAUGGAUCAAGAAUCGACUACGUGGUGUGCAGCUAUGACAUGAAAGACUGGUUCAGCGACGCAAACAUCCAGGAAGGGCUCAUGGGAUCGGAUCACUGUCCAGUCUAUGCCGUAUUGAAGGAUACUGUGUUUGUCGAUGGUGUCGGGCGACAUAUACUAGACUUGGUUAACCCACCGGGCAUGUUCGUGGACGGCGUCCGCAAACAGGAAUGGACCACCAAAUGCUUACUGCCCACGUCGGGCAAGCUGAUACAAGAAUUCGACAAGCGGCAAAGCAUCCGGGAUAUGUUCACCAGGAAACCAUCAGUCCUCAAGUCGAAGAGCAGCAUUGACGAGACAGACACAAACGGUGUAGUUUUGGAUGCUCCUCUGACGACAGCGAUCGUCGGUGCCGACAACCUGACGCGUUCGGAAGCAGACGACACCGGCGCUCUUUCUAAAACAGUGUCGAAUGUUUCUAGCAAUAGCAAAGGAAUCAGCGCCAAGAGACCAGCAAGGGCCCCAGAAGCACCGACAGUGGCGAAACGCAGCAAGACGGCCCCUCAGACAACCCCCAACGGCGUCGGCAAGGGUCAGCAGAGUCUCAGAGGUUUCUUUUCCACCAGACCAGCGACUGCUCAGACCCCCGAGGUUGACGAGCCUGUGACUGAGGCAAAAAGGGAAGAAGCGUCUGAAGAACCGUUGAUGCCUCAGGCCCCCCCAUCGCUCGAGGAAGAAGCUGCCAGUUUCUCGGCCAGGCAAACAUGGGGUAAAUUGUUCUCUAAGCCCGUGGCACCGAAAUGCGAGCACGGCGAACCCUGCAAAACCAUGCUGACCAAGAAACCGGGGGCUAAUUGCGGAAGAUCUUUCUGGAUGUGCGCCCGACCACUGGGUCCCAGCGGAAAACAGGAGAAAGGGACACAGUGGAGGUGUAAUACCUUUAUCUGGGCUAGCGAUUGGGACGCACAUGGUACAGAGCCGUCCUGA